Messenger RNA from Salvelinus sp. IW2-2015, 2096 nucleotides. Its product is annotated as putative E3 ubiquitin-protein ligase UBR7. The record is from RefSeq and is a predicted model, not a curated record. Gene Ontology annotation, cellular component: cytoplasm. Gene Ontology annotation, molecular function: zinc ion binding; ubiquitin protein ligase activity. NCBI's taxonomy places the organism in Eukaryota, Metazoa, Chordata, Actinopteri, Salmoniformes, Salmonidae.
CUUCACUUGGCCAAAGUCGCAGUCACAAUACAGCUUUGUUCUGUCGCAGACUCGCAAGUGUCUGACUAGCCAUUUCGCUCACCAGGAUGUCGGUGAACGAGGAGCGCACUGUGACCAUACAGGACAUACUGGAAGACGAGGAGCUGCAAGAGGCUUAUGCUGUGUUGGCUGGAAGUGAUCCAGAGAAUUGUUCCUAUCCCCAGGGAUACGUGAAGAGACAGGCUGUUUUUGCCUGCAACACUUGCACACCCAGGGGGGUAGAACCUGCUGGGCUCUGCCUUGCCUGCACCAACCAUUGCCAUGAUGGACAUGACAUAUUUGAGCUCUACACAAAAAGGAAUUUCCGCUGUGAUUGUGGAAACAGCAAGUUUGGCGUGUUUAGGUGCCAGCUGAGUCCUGGCAAAGACCGACAUAACGCAAAAAAUCAUUACAAUCACAACUUCCAUGGCUGUUACUGUACCUGUGACAGACCUUACCCAGACACUGCUGAAGAUCAGGUUAAUGAGGAUAUGAUUCAGUGCAUCAUCUGUGAGGACUGGUAUCAUCCCAGGGUAUGUAUCAAGGGGCAACAUCAUGAUUGUUUUCAGCACCUGGGUUGUACGGUGGAAGACUCUGAGGAGCUGCAGGAGAUGGUGUGUGAGACCUGCAUGAACAAAGCACCCUUCCUCUGGACAUACGCCACCCACAUUGCAGUUAAAGAUGGAAGAUGUCAGACUUCUUCAUCUAGAGAACCUCCCAUGGUCAAAGUGAGCCCCUGUAAAGGGGAGUUUGAAGUCAACAAGGAGGAAGAUAAGGAGCCAGAGGACAAGAGGAGGGAUGAGCCCUGUAAGAACGGGGGCGAGGGGUCCUCUACCAACCCCAGCUGUCAGGAGAAGAAGCAGGCUACGAAUGGGAGGUCUGUCUACAAACGGACUCACCAGGAGAUGACAGGCCUUCCUGUGAAGAGCCAGGAUAAGACUGUGUACUGCAGGCUGAGGGAGCUGAAGACACAAGGUCUGGAGAGAGCUAGGGAAGGGGCUGUGUUCUGGCCUUACCACUGGAGAGCCAAGCUGUGCACCUGCGUCAGCUGCAAGAGGGCAUACGUCGAUGCGGGAGUGCAGUUCCUGCUGGAUGAGUCAGACACUGUCCUGGCCUAUGAGAACAGAGGCACUGUAGAGCAAGGACCUGCUAGUCUUGACAGUCUGCUCAUGUCAAGCCUGAGUACUCUGGACCGCGUGCAGCAACUGGAGAUUGUUUACCAGUUCAAUGAGAUGCAGACUGAACUGAUGACGUUCCUACGGCAGAUAGCUGAUGAAGGAAAGGUUGUCACAGCAGAGGCCAUCCACCAGUUCUUUGGGGAGCUGAUGUCCAGGAAGAGGCGGCAAAUGAACAGCUGAUGUCAUUCUGCCCCUCAGCGUCGUUGUCUACUUGUUUUUUAAUGUUACUUUGGGUUCAUAGCAAAACAGUUCGAUGUCCCUCAAACGCCUUCUGCUUUAAAUAAAAGAUGCUGUUGCUGAGGAUUGAAGUUGAAGAUUUUGCUAAAAGGUUCUUGAAUGGGUCUCCAUGAAUUUCAAAUGGCAUUCUUUGUCUUAUGAGAAACUGAAUGACCGUUAGCAUGCUGGGAGAGAUGCUAAUGGAAUCUAGUCAUUUUAAUCAUGGACUUACUGUUAUUAGGUACAUUAAGUCUAAGUUGUCAUUAGACUUUCAUUAUGUGACACCUGACUAUGCACUGCCAUUCAUAUUGAAACGUGACCAUUUGAUGGUGUCACUGGUAUUAAAUGAAACAGUUCAUUCAGCAUACUGUGUGAAGUGAUUCCACGGCUACUUGUCAUCGAAAUACCAGAAGGUACUGCUUUACUCAAGGUUGAACUAAAUGACUCAACAGUCCAGAAUUAUAUUAAGGCAGUUUAUUUCGAAGAUGCCCAAGUUUCACACUGUUAUGCACCUUUUGAGUUAACAGUAGAAAAAUAGAACACGUAAAACCAAAUACAAUUUUUAGUACAGGUGUCUACAAAAGUGUUUUUACAUACAGCGUACCUGUUCAAUUAUAAAGUUCAACAUAUAAUCAAACACAGUUCCAGAGGGUUACAUUUUAAAAAGGUACUUAAACAAAAAAA